Molecule: messenger RNA, 691 nt
Organism: Lates calcarifer (barramundi perch)
Lineage: Eukaryota; Metazoa; Chordata; Actinopteri; Centropomidae
Product: leucine-rich repeat-containing protein 3-like
Source: RefSeq, a predicted model, not a curated record
GUUUCCUCUCAGCUCUCCUCUCUUGAAGCCGGUUGUUUCCGGGGUUUGGAGUCCUCUCUUCGUUUCCUGGACCUCUCAUCCAAUUGGCUGUCUGCACUGGACCCAGCGGCCUCGCGGCUGCGAGCUGCCGCCAACCUGACGCACAACCCCUGGCACUGUGACUGUAGGAUGCAGCUGUCGAUGCCUCAGUUGGAUCUGGAUCCAUCAUCUCUGAACGAGGUCGUCUGUCAAACCUCUGACCUCCCAAACCUCGGAGCUGUUGGGAUGCCGCUGGUCUUACUGGUGGAGGACUGGGAUCUGUGUCUGUCUGUGAGGAGAACCACCGAUGUGGUGAUGCUGGUCACCAUGUUCCUCUGGUUCUCCAUGGUCAUCUACCUGGUCUGCUACAUCCGACAGAACCAGGAGGACGCCCGCCGCCACGUGGAGUACCUGAAGUCCCUGCAGAGCCACCAGGUGUAGAGGACAGAGUGCCACCUGGAGGAGACCAGGAGGAGGUCAUGGUCUCUAUAUUUGGUGAAAUGGCCCACCUGGUCUCCUGGAGAGGUUGGAAAUCAUCAGAGUCAUUCAUAUCUCCUCAAGGACCCCUGGAAACCUCUCAAGGACCCUUAAAACUCCUUAAGAACUCCUAGAACCUCCUUAAGGACCUCCAGACCUACCUCAGAGAAAUCCAUCUUAAGGAUGAGUUGAUCAU